This is a messenger RNA of Mesorhabditis spiculigera, 315 nucleotides long. The record is from the annotation of a GenBank genome assembly. NCBI's taxonomy places the organism in Eukaryota, Metazoa, Nematoda, Chromadorea, Rhabditida, Rhabditidae.
AUGCUGUCAGCUGAAGUGCUGAGACAAUCCUGCGAACCAAUGACGAUGAACGCGGCGCUCGGAGCCCGGGAGGCAGAUCAAAAUUCUCCGUUCGGCAGCUACCUCUCAUCCGCCUCGUCAAAUAACAGCAGCUACGGAGGCAUGGGAGGGAAUGGAGGAGGACUCUUCGGAGGAAGAGGAAACUCCUCGGCCAGCGUACCCCUGAACGAGCCGGUCUUCGUGAACACCACCCUGACGGCGUCGCAACGCCUAGACCUCUACCGCCAGCUCGUCUACCCGCCCUGCGAUGGCGUCCCGACGCUCCAGCUUAGCCGA